AUGAAAGAGAAACAAAAGUUAAACCUCUAACCUUUGGUAAAUUCUCAAAUUAGGUUUAGAUUCAUGGGUUUCUGUUAUUUCUAAGUAAAUAGAUACUACUGCCAUCAGUCUAAUUGGAAAUAGAAUUAGAGAAGAUGCAGAUGAAAAAUCAAAGGACAAAAUCCUUAAAAAUAGGUAAAUUACCAUCAUUAAUUAUACAUAGUGUAAGACCUUACGAUCUACUCAUUUAUUGUUAUGAAUUAGAAUCUCAAAGACUUUAACAAUUUCCUCAAUAAAGAUAAGUUGCUACAUUUUCACCUUAGUAACAACAAGAUGAAGAAAUACCUUAGAAAUCAACAGUCUAACCUAUCUAAUAAUAAUAAAACAAAAAUAAUCAAAAUAGUCCAAUCUCUAUACCAAAAUGAAAUAAGUUGUCUUAAUUCAUGAAAACCUUGCAUCGAAUUAUAAUAAAUUAGCCAUUUUUGCUUAGUAGACCUAAGCCUUGUUGUCUAAAGUUUUAAUUCAAGUAAUUUCUCCUUUUAUUUUAGAUCAAACAAGGAUAAUAAUUGGAUGAAUCCGAAAUAUAAG
This is a messenger RNA of Paramecium octaurelia, 567 nucleotides long. NCBI's taxonomy places the organism in Eukaryota, Ciliophora, Oligohymenophorea, Peniculida, Parameciidae. The record is from the annotation of a GenBank genome assembly.